Molecule: messenger RNA, 1435 nt
Organism: Fusarium redolens
Lineage: Eukaryota; Fungi; Ascomycota; Sordariomycetes; Hypocreales; Nectriaceae
Product: FAD dependent oxidoreductase
Exons: 5
Coding region: 93-1145 (350 amino acids)
Molecular function (GO): FAD binding; D-amino-acid oxidase activity
Source: RefSeq, a predicted model, not a curated record
CCUCAAUUGCCCUUCAUACAGCCAUAACUUCUUCUAUCUAAUUGGGAGUUCCAUCCAGAGUCAAUUAUCAAUUGUAUACCUGAAGAUCAAGAAUGGCAUCUGAUAGCAUUGUUAUCGUUGGGGCGGGCAUCAUUGGCCUUGACGUCGCUCUCGUUCUUUCACAACAAGGCUAUGGAAAGAAUAUUACAGCAAUAGCCGAGUACCUGCCUGGUGACACUUCGCCGUCAUACACAUCCCCAUGGGCUGGUUGCAACUUUUCCGCCAUUUCUGGCACUGAUGCGAAUGCUAUAAAAUGGGAUCGCCACGGCUAUGCGCACUUGAAGAAGCUAGCUGCAGAAGACUCUGACAAGUCUUUCGUGAAAAGAACGCCUUCGAUUGAGUUCUGGGAUGAUAAUGUGCCGCAUGACAAGAUCAAGGCCAUGGCUGAUUAUCUCGAUGAUUUCAGAGCUUUGUCUGCCCAGCAACUUCCCGAAGGCGUCAAGUUCGGCUGCGCGUUCACAACUCUGACUGUCAACGCGCCAGCUCAUUGCUUGUACCUAUACAAAAGACUGAGAGAAGAAUAUGGCGUGCGAUUCAUCCGCCGAAAGCUCGGAAGCAUCCAUGAGGCGUACAACAACCCUGCUACGAAAGUUGUCUUCAACUGCACGGGUAACGAAGCAAAGACACUUGCAGGCGUGCAAGACGAGAAGUGCUAUCCAACUCGAGGCCAGGUUCUACUCGUGAGGGCAUCACACGUCAGUACUAACGUCAUGCGUCACGGCAAGGACUAUGAGACCUAUGUGAUCCCUAGACCUGGAUCAAAUGGCAAUGUCAUUUUGGGAGGAUAUAUGCAAAAGGGCAACGAUGAUAGCGCCACAUAUUCAUCCGAGAGCGAGUCAAUCCUCAAAAGGACAACGGAACUAAGCACAGAGCUACAGCAGAAGGAACCAGAGGUCUUGGCUGCAUUUGCAGGCAUGAGACCAUCGCGCGAAGGUGGAGCACGAAUUGAACGUGAUGAAAUCCCCGUCAACGGAGAAAGGCGUGUAAUUGUGCACAAUUACGGUGCUGGAGGUACAGGCUUCCAAGCUGGCUAUGGUAUGGCCUUAGAUGCUGUCAAGAGCAUCGAGGAUAUUCUGAGCACUAUUCCAACCAGGUCAUUGUUGUAAGGCAGGGUUAUAUAGAUGUGUAACUUCAAGUUCCCUGCUUUGAUGCUUCCAAUGCAAGUUUCACAUGUGGUUCCAAUUGGAGAACUUGAUCGACACCUCGCCAGAAGAUAGCAUCCAUUCUCAGUAGACCCAGUCGGAUGACUACGAAGGCAUUGGCUUUGAGACGCAUUUGCUUCCGUGUUGCCUGAAGUAGCUUCAUGUACGAAUGUGCUUCUUCGUAGGUAGUCGACGAGACAAACAUGAAUAACAUGGCGAAGCAAAGUGAUGAGAAUGUACUUUGGCACCAAGGA